This is a messenger RNA of Saccharomycopsis crataegensis, 1089 nucleotides long. RefSeq lists its product as uncharacterized. The record is from RefSeq and is a predicted model, not a curated record. Lineage: Eukaryota; Fungi; Ascomycota; Saccharomycetes; Ascoideales; Saccharomycopsidaceae. The transcript has a single exon. Bases 1 to 1089 code for a protein of 362 amino acids.
AUGACGUUAUACACCCAGAGUACUGGGCACCAUUUUGCCACAAGACGAAACUCAUCGUCUUCGCCUUAUGCCAUUCCUGCCAGACCUAGAUCGAACUCCACAACCUCUCCAUACAGUAUUCCUGAUAGAAUACAUGGUACCGGGGCCCCUCAUUCACAUUCAUCGUAUAAUGCCAGAUUCCAAUACCAUCCAGCAAACCCGAACCAAAUACCACCUAACGGGCAAAUUAGUAAUAACCCAUCUCAAGCCACCGCCAAUGGUAAGCCUCACCCCCAGGGAUCCGACAGCAUUCCUCUCUUAACAAGAGAGUUUGUGGUUCGAAGAAUAUCUGAAGGCGAAACUGGCAGGGUGAAACAGGAAUUGAAAUGUGAGGCCUGUGGUAAAGGUUAUAAGCAUAUAUCAUCGUUAGCAAAACAUCUUUGGGAACAUACUGCCGAGUGGAACUACACCAAGAAACUUUUGAUAUCAAAACACCAACAGGUACAACUAUUGGAAGCCGCGAGUAUCUUAGUUAGCAUGAAUGAAAAUGAUAAAUUGAAGAAGCAGCUGGUACUGCUGAAAGGUGCCACUUCUCCGACCCUUGCAGAGGAUGUACACAACAACAACAACAACAACAACAACAGUGACAAUCAUCGACUUGUCUCGCCUACCCCAGUUCCUAUCCAGUCUCCUUCACAUUACUCCUCAUUGAAUAGUAAUCCAUCGUCGUACACCGGCGGCCCAACGAUUUUACCAGGGUCAAGCUUUAAGAAAAAUACCGAAUUCAACGAUGAAUUGAUGUCGCCGCCAACUAACCUUCGAUCGUCUUUCAACUAUCAUAAACCUUUGAUUUCAAAUUUGACUUCGCAAAAUAAUACCAAUGGAGGUUACUUGGAUGCCCCAAUGAGUCGCCAUGAUAGGUUUUUAAGCCCAAAUGCGGAUCAUGAUUCACAUAAUAAUAACGCCAUAGAGGAUGAUGACGAAGAUGAUUCUAGAAGCAAUAAUAAGAGUCCCAAUAGUGGAGAUGAACAGAAGCAACUAGAACAUGGGCAUCAAGAAGAGGAAGAAGAAUAUGAUGGCGAUGAAGGUGUGUUUGGGGACUUAGAAUAA